Nezara viridula (southern green stink bug) is the source of this 4017-nucleotide messenger RNA. The record is from the annotation of a GenBank genome assembly. Lineage: Eukaryota; Metazoa; Arthropoda; Insecta; Hemiptera; Pentatomidae.
UUAUAACCUUAGCUAUGUACUGACAAAGCCAUAGCAAUCGUUUAGCCACUCCCUGACCAGAUAAGAAAAUGUUGCUUGUAUGCAAAGACAAAAAAAAGAAGCAAUCACUACAUAAAGGGAGGAUAUGGAAUGGAGAGAUAAAAUUUGAACCAGUAUUGUUUUGCGGGACUUGCGAAGGUGUUGGAAAUGCUCGAAUUGGACUGUGGAAACCAUUGAAUAAUAAUGAUAAACUUUCGAUCGAUAAAUCGAAAAAUGUACGUAAAAGAAGGAAAAAUCAAAAUAGUACAUCAAAAAACAAAAGAAAAUCCCAAGUUGCUGGUACAGCUCCAAGGGUAGCCAGUAAACAAUCAACCAUAAAUAAACCACUUUAUAGGAUCAAAUCAAAGGAAGAAAAUUCAAAGGGCAAUUCUUCAACCAAUCAUAAAUCCAAAUAUGAUCCAAUCCAGAAAGAGAAGAAAUCACUUCCUUCAUUUGACCAUUCAAAAGAAAACGAAGAAUAUUUCCUUCGCAUCGAAUCUAGCACAAGAUCGAAUAGAUUAAAAUAUGGUAUUGAUGAUAUGAUGACUUCAGACAGAACUAGGAAAAGCCUUUUCCCCCAUAAUUUAAUUGAAUAUCAAAGCAAUAUUGAAGAAGAAAAUAAUGCGUUUAAAUCGCAUGCAUCAUCGGAUUAUGCAAACCAAAAUAAAAAUUAUAUCAUCAGUCAAUAUACGACAGAAUCCGAACCUUUAAAAAAUAUUCCAGAAGAGUUGUUGAAAUCAGAUUUAAAAAUUAUAUCAAAUAGUGAGAGUAUUUUUCUUAAUACCGAAAUUCAAUUUCCAAAUAAUGAAGGAGAAAACAAAUUAUUUAAAUCACAAAUUUCAACAGAUAAUACAAACCGAAAUAAAGAAUAUGUUAGCAGUCAAUUUACAACAGAAACAGAAGUAUCAAAAAAUAUUCCAGAGAACUCGAUGAAAUCAAAUUUAAAUUAUAUAUCAACUAGUGAAAGAAUUUUUCUUAAUUCUAUAAUUGAAUUCCCUAAUGACGAUGAAGGAGAAAAAAAAGUAUUUGAAUCACUAAUUGCAUCAGACGAUACCAAACAAAAUAAAGAAUACAUCCGCAGUCAAUUUACAAUAGAUUCAGAAGCUUUAAAAAAUAUUCCAGAGAACUCGAUGAAAUCGAAUUUAAAUUAUAUAUCAACUAGUGAAAGAAUUUUUCAUAAUUCUAUAAUUGAAUUCCCUAAUGACGAUGAAGGAGAAAAAAAAGUAUUUGAAUCACUAAUUGCAGCAGACGAUACCAAACAAAAUAAAGAAUAUAUCCACAGUCAAUUUACAACAGAUUCAGAAGCUUUAAAAAAUAUUUCCAACAACUUGAUGAAAUCAAACUUAAAUAAUUUAUCAAUUAGUGAAACAAUUUUUCCUAAUUCUAUAAUUGAUGUGUCUAACGAUGAAAAAGAAAAAAAAUUAUUUGAAUCACAAUUUUCCUCGGACAAUACAAAUCGAAAUAAAGAAUAUGUCCACAGCCCAUUUAUAACAGAAUCAGAAAUAUUAAAAAAUAUUCAAGAUAACUUGACGGAAUCAGAUUUAAAUAAUAAACAAAAUAGUGGAAGCAUUUUUCCUAAUGAUUUAAACGAAUUUCCAAAUAAUAAUGAAUCAGAAAAUAAAAACAAUAAUGAAGAAUAUUUCAGCAGUCAUGAUAUAAAAAAAUCAGAAACAUUAAACACAGAUAAAUUGAUUAAACCUGAUUUAAAUAACAUAUUGAACACAGAGGGCAUUGUUUCUGAUUUAAUUGGAUUACCGAGCAAUAAUAUAAUUUAUCCUAAUACAUCAAUAUAUACUGGUCCAAAUUCCAUGACAUUUAUUUCACUAGAAAAUUUAACAAGCGAGUCAGAUGAGUUUUACCAAAAUAUAAAGAAGAACUGGUCUUUGGACAGUUCAAAGGUAUUAAUGACUCCAUCAAAAGGAAGUGUCGCCUCAGAUAAUUCUUCGAAUUGUGAUUCGAUAAAAGUAAAUGAAAAUUCCAAUACCGCCGAUUUUAUACAACUAACAGAUGCUAUAGAAGGUAAUUUGAAUGAUAUAAUUAAUGAGCAUCAGUUUCCAGAGCAAACGGUAUUAAAACCACAAAAUGAAGAGAAAAGUAAUUUAAAUAAUUUAAGAAAUGAUCAUCAGCUUCCGGAUGAAAUAAUGGAAUUGCAACAUAGUAUAAAUAAUAAUUUAAAUGACUAUCAAUAUAAGAAUCAAACAAAGGUAAAAUUGCAAGCUGGUGAAAAUGAUAAUCAGUUUUCAAAUAACAUAAAUGUCAAAUUCGUAGUUCUAAAAAAAUCACGAGAAAAUCAAGAGACCAUAUUAGAUAGCUCAGAACAAAUUGAAAAAAACAUUUUCACUAGAAAUAAUAUUUCACCUGACUUUGAAAAUUUGAUCACUAAUACUUUACCUAAAACAUGGGAAAAAGAAAAUAAAUUAUCAACAGAUGAAAACAAAAUAGAUAAUGCAGCCAAAAUUCACUCGCUGGUUGAUGUUUUACAUGGAAAACAAUCAAAAAAUUAUGGAGUAGUAAACAUUGAAACAAAAGUUCAACUUCCAAAAGUUUCUCAGGAACCAAACAUAUCAAUUUUGAAUAAUGAGAAUUUUACUUACUCGAAUAAUUUGAUGGAAGCUAAAACAGUUAAAGAUUUAUUUAAAAAUGGAAACAUUCAAGCUUCUGACGAUAAUAUUCAAAAAGCCAUUAGAGGAGAAUCUAAAUACGAAAUGCCAUUAAAUAAUAGUGAAGAUGAAGAUAAAAAUAUUGAUUCAUCAUUUGUACCAACACAUGCUGGUCAAAAAUAUUUCAAUACUCUUUCAGAAUAUAUAAACUCACUAGCAGCAACCACAAGUAAUACAAUAACAAUGCAUGAUAAAGAAAUUUCGGAGCAUGGUUUGAAAUUUGGUUUAGAAGAAACAUCAGACAAUACAAGUAGCAAUCCUCAAAAAAAAAAUAUGGGAAGAAAAGAAGAUAUUGACGAUUGCUUUUUUAAACACAGUGAAACCAAUUUUCUAGGUUCAAGUAGAGGUUCCAAUAAUAAUUUCCCAAUAGAAUCAAAAAAACCUAAAUAUCUUGAUGAUGACUUACAAUACCAUUUAAUAUCUAAAAGCAAACAUAGCCUCAUAGAUAUGGACAGGACAUAUUCUGAAAUUGAAAAACGCACUGACGAAAUGAUAAAUAAAAUUAUGAGAGUUAAUACAUAUGAAGAACUGCUACUGUUAAUGAAACCAAAUCAAAAAACGAAAAAGGUAGAAAAAAAUGACGAGGAAGAAGCUUUAAUCACAAAGAGUCAACAGUCGCUUACGUUAAUUGAUAAAAGAGAACCAACACAUUCAAAAAAUGAGUUACUAUUUCAAUUAGGACCUGAAGGCAACCUCAGCCGACAAGAUAUAAUUCCCAGCUGUUAUAUAGACAAUAUUAUCAAAACAUUUAAAAAAGAAGUAUCUGAUAAAGAAAAACUAAACAAACAAUUUUUUUCUUCCAAUUGCAGCUUAGAUAACUCAAGCCAUAACCUACAAUCCAUCUUAACAACUCCAUCAAGCAGUUUAAAAGAUGAAAAUUUCAGGAUUAUAAGUGAAGAAAAAGAAAAAUCAAGCCUCAUAAUGAACCUAAAAAAGAAUCAAAUGCAAACAACUCAUACAGUACAAGAUUCCAUUAUUAAUGGCAGUUUAUCUAAUGAAAAUUCAACAUCAAAAAGAGAGGAAAAUAUUCAGAAUACAAAUUUAUAUUUUGCAAGUCAUGUAACAACAUCUCCUUACAUGAAUCAGCUUUCCAAGCAUAAUAUAACCAAUUUUGAAAACGAGAAGAAAAAUUCUGUUCAAGAAAAAUUCUUCAAUUGUUUUAGAAAAAUCAAUUUUUGGUCAAAAAAAAAAUCAACAACUUCCUUAAGAAAGAGUAAAAGUGACCCUAGCAAAAGUUGAAUUUAAGUAGCAUUCAGCACAAUAUCUGGUCAGGGAGGUCUUACUUUAAAAAAAAGCAUAAUAAUAAGGAAUUCAUAAAAUAAAAUGUGUUCAUAUUUUA